UUUUACUUCUUUUGUCAUCGCCGAAACGAAGACCAGACGGGAACUCUCAUCGAAUUUCUCUUCUUUGGACACAAUCUUAGGCGUCCUCUUUUCAACAACUACACUAGAGACCAAACGAGCCAAGUAGCGACACCCACUUCCUAACCAAGAUCGGUUAUCGAUAGCGCGUCGGGAAUUAUCUUGCUAUUAACUACCCAUUUCAUUCAUCAAUCACUUAUUCCCCGCUGCCCCUGCUUGUUUGAUACCCACGGAUUUUGGUUGCCAUUGUUACUCAAACAUCGUCAAACUUUGAUCGAUUUCCGUUCGUUAGCUCCACAACACUGUCGAGAACUCCAUCAAAAUCAUCGACAUCAUGUGUUUGAUCUUCACGUGCGGCGAGCACACCUUUCGCAAGGAAGUGGAAGGAUAUGAAGGACUUGUGUGCCGGUGCUACAACUGCGGUAACUAUUCGGGCAGUGUUAUAAAGAGCCAUCCAUGGUUCACUUUCUGCUUCAUUCCCGUCAUUCCUCUCUCGAUCAAGGGGUACGAAGACAUCUCGUGCCGCAUUUGCAACUUCCAACAACCACUCGAACAUAGACAGGACGUUCAAGCAAUGCGCCGGGGUGCAGACGGUAACCCGGGGGUGCCGUUACAACACCAACCACCUGGCGCACCUGCUCAAGGACUGCCUCAAGGUUGGGGCCAGAAGGCACCUGAACCGAACCAGCCAAUGCAGUAUCGCUAAAAGUACGAUUCAAGACUGAGGAAAUGGCACGGCGCGAGGACAGCGAGGUGGACUUACGAUCAUAAUAUGCAAUUUUGAAGUCAAGAAGAUGGAGUUAUGACCUGGAUGGUGGCUUGAUGUGGACAGGCCCAGAGGAAGCUACAUACAUGGCAGGCGUCGGUUGGAGCCUGAGCUUGAUAUCCCCAUUUGCAAUUUACGCCUUUCUUUUUCUUUUUUUAUUAUCAUCAUAAUGAUUAUUCAAAACACAUAUUGUCAGAGAGCAUGAUCGAUGAAGGAGGCGUACGGCGGUUCUCUUGCAUGUCUGGAAUUACAUGCAUUCACAAGUACACCUAUUUGUCUGCAACUUGAUCAGAUGGAAAUAUUGGGUUCAGAUGAAACGCAGCCGGUGCGUUUGACAUUUUGCACCUUCAAGUUGCUGCCAGACAUGCCUUUGCCUGUGGCGCACCGUCAAGUCGAACAGCUUUCCGUGACCUCGUCGGACGUUACGUUCAUCUCGCAUGCAGCGACCUCCACUGAACUGGGCCAUAAAGGUGCACAAGCCAUAGGCGUGUGGUCCAGAGACGAUGGUUGUGUUGCUUGACGGCCUUGCAAUGACAAUUCAGUAACAUCCA
Messenger RNA from Neurospora crassa OR74A, 1335 nucleotides. RefSeq names its product rhodopsin family protein. Bases 353 to 724 code for a protein of 123 amino acids. The transcript is spliced from 2 exons. The record is from RefSeq and is a predicted model, not a curated record. Lineage: Eukaryota; Fungi; Ascomycota; Sordariomycetes; Sordariales; Sordariaceae.